UGUUUAUUUUCAUAUUAUCAGUCGUUCGAACCGAAAGAUUUACUUUUCGCCUUACUUUUAAUUUAAUUCCUUCGGUUUUUGCUGUGUAAUCGGCAAAGCUUUAUUUUUUAAAGUUGCUAGUGCUGCUAGAUUUACAACCAUGUUUUUUUCCCGCUGAGCAGGACAGUUCUAAGACUUCAAAAUGAAGAAGGAAAAAACAGCUGAUAAUGCCAGACCCUUCAAACUUUCGCACCAAAUUGUCAGUUUGACAGGCAUAAAUUUCCAGAGGAAGAGCAUAAUUGGUUUUGUGGAGUUGACUAUAGUUCCUUUGAAAGAUCAUCUGAGGUUUAUCAAACUAAACGCAAAACAGUGCCGUGUCUACAGAGUUUGCCUAAAUGACAUCUAUGAAGCUCCUUUCCAGUAUUUUGAUCCAUUUUUAGACGUUUGCCAAGGUGCCACCAAUGAACGUUCGCUGGAUUUUUUCUCAAAUGCUCACCAAACUGCUGCUUUUCAAAUUGACCCAGAUCACAACGCUGGUGAGCUUGUGAUUAGCAUUCCUGCUGAAGCAACCAAUCUGAUACAAGAGGGUCGCUCUGUUAGGAUUGGAGUUGAAUUCUCCUUAGAGCAACCGCAGGGUGGUAUUCAUUUUGUUAUCCCUGAUUGCGAAGGAUCCUUAGCAGAGCGUGGAGCUCACAUGUACUCAAUGUGCCAUGAAAACUCCUCAAGACUGUGGUUUCCUUGUAUCGACAGCUACGCUGAGCCGUGCACUUGGAGGCUUGAAUUUACAGUUGAUGAGAAUAUGACGGCUGUCUCCUGUGGAGAGUUGAUAGAAGUUGUGUAUACUCCUGACAUGAGGAGAAAAACCUUUCAUUAUUCACUAUCCAUUCCAGCAUGUGCACCAAACAUAGCUUUAGCUGUUGGGCCUUUUGAGAUUUUCGUGGAUCCUUACAUGCAUGAGGUGACACAUUUUUGUCUGCCGCAACUCUUGCCUCUGUUGAAAGUCUCUGCAAGGUAUAUGCAUGAAGCAUUCGAAUUUUAUGAAGAAACACUAGCCAACCGUUAUCCGUACUCUUGUUACAAACAGGUUUUUGUGGAUGAGACAACAGUCGAUGUGUCAGCCUAUGCUACAAUGAGUAUUUUAAGCACAAAUCUUCUCCACUCGAGUGCAAUAAUAGAUCAAACCUACAUCACUCGCAAAAACAUGGCUCUAGCAGUAGCAGAACAGUUUUUCGGUUGCUUCAUAUCCAUGCAAAACUGGUCGGAUUGGUGGUUGACGAAAGGCAUUGCAACUUAUCUUUGUGGACUUUACGCAAAGAAAUGUUUCGGCAAUAAUGCAUAUCGGGAGUGGAUUCAGAAUGAAUUACUAGAUGUUGUCAAGUAUGAAGAAAAGUAUGGAGGGAUUGUAAUGGAUCCUGGUCAAGCUCCUGCUCCACUGCCUACUACGACACCAUUUCCGCAACUCACGUCGAAACAAAAUGACCCCGGCUUCUAUUUUUCUACACAGAACAUUCACACCAUGUCUCCAAAGUACCUAAAGAUAUUACGCAAGAAAGCUCAUCUGGUAAUUCGGAUGCUUGAACAUCGAAUUGGGUAUGAGCUUAUUCUGCAGGUCUUAAACAAACAGCUGUCUUUGGCUUGCAAUGCAUCAACUCAAAAAUUAAGCAGUGGCUUGUGGGGUCACAUGCUCAUCAGUACCAAUGUUUUCACAAAAGCUAUUUUUACUGUAACAGGACAAGACAUGUCCGUCUUCAUCCAUCAAUGGGUACGCACAGGUGGUCACGCUAGGUUUAGUCUUGGCUUUGUCUUCAAUCGAAAGAGGAAUACUGUUGAGCUGGAAAUACGACAAGAUGCGACUCAGGCUCGAGGUGUUAGGAAGUAUGUUGGUCCAUUACUAGUUUCUAUCCAAGAGUUGGACGGAACUUUCAAACACACUUUGCAAAUUGAAGGGAAUGUCGCGAAGGCUGAUAUCACCUGCCACUCGAAAAGUCGAAGGAAUAAGAAGAAGAAAAUUCCUUUGUGUACUGGAGAGGAAGUUGACAUGGACUUGAAUGUAAUGGACUCCGAGUCGCCUGUAUUAUGGAUUCGUCUUGAUCCUGAGAUGACCCUAUUGCGGUCAUGCAUAAUUGAGCAGCCAGAUUAUCAGUGGCAGUUACAGUUGCGGCAUGAAAGAGAUGUAACAGCUCAAUUUGAAGCAGUUACGGCGUUGGAGCGGUACGCAUCUGCAGCCACCAGAUCAGCACUUACAGAUACAAUAGAGAAUGAGCACAUUUAUGUUCAUGUUCGGUGUAAAGCUGCAAUAUGUUUGACCAAAGUCGCAAAUUUGAUGGUUUCUACUUGGCAAGGACCCCCUGCAAUGUUAGCUAUAUUUCGGAAAAUGUUUGGCUCAUUUUCUUGCCCUCACAUCAUAAAGCAGAACAAUUUCCAAAAUUUACAGCAUUAUUUCCUCCAGAAAAUCAUCCCUGUUGCAAUGGCGGGCUUGCGAACUUCUCACAAUAUCUGUCCUCCAGAGGUUCUCAGGUUUCUUCUGGACUUGUUCAAGUAUAAUGACAACAGCAAAAAUAGGUUCUCGGAUAAUUAUUACCGUGCAGCUCUCAUAGAGGCCCUCGGUAACACCGUCACACCUGUCAUAUCUGUCUUGGCAACAUCAGGGAGUGAAAUAACAUCUGAAUCUUUGUCGGGAGACACUAAAUUAGUGCUAGAGGAAAUUACAAGGCAUUUGAAUCUUGAAAAGUUACUGCCCUGUUAUAAGUAUACAGUUUCUUGCGCUUGUCUCAGAGCCAUACGUAAACUUCAGAAGUUUGGUCACCUACCCAGCAAUCCUUCCCUUUUCAAAAAAUAUGCGGCCUAUGGGAAUUUCAUAGAUGUCCGACUUGCUGCCUUGGAAUGUUUGGUUGACUUCACUGUUUUGGAUGGACGUUGGAGCGACCUUGAAUACCUCCUGGACAUGAUCGAUGAAGACCCUGAUCCUGGUGUGAGGUUUGAGUUGGUGCAAAUGCUUUGCGACAAUCCUCCAUUCCAGCGCAUGGCUGGCAAGCAUCGAUUAGAUAUCCCAGACCUAGCUAAUCGAUUGUGGAAUCAAUUUAAUGGAAUGUUGUCUCAUGACUCAAGGAUGAGGUGCAGCCUUGUUGACUUAUACUUCGCUCUGUACGGAAGGAGGAGACCUCAUUGUUUACAGCACCCGGAUUUGGCCUUUAUUCAACCCCAAAAAAGUCCAACUCAUCAUCAUGAAUUUGAACAGAGUUCGAUUAUACCUCCAGCUGAGCCCUCGCUUUUUGGUUUAAAGCGGCCCUCACCAGUGAAAGAACUAGAGCUUGUGGCUGGUGAUGACCUUGGAGUUGCAACUGUGGAAGUCAUUGCGGGAGAUGACAAAUCGAAAAUUAAGGCUGAACCAAUAGCAGAGAGUCACCGAAAGUCCGGUUACUUCUCAGAUAGUUCCGUGUCUCUCCCUGGAAUCACUGGGAACAAUGAACCGAUUGGAUUUGAACCUGGAAUGUUCAAGAAGGAGCACGAUGGACCACCAGAGCCCAAGAAAUUCAAGGAAGAUCCAUCUGUUGCGAAGUUGAAGAAGAAAAAGAAAGACAAGAAGAAGCACAAACACAAGCACAAGCAUCGGCAUGAGCACAAACACAGCAAGGAGAAGAAAGAUGAGGAUAAAGAUAAGUCUGACAAAUCCAGUAAGGAUGCAGAGAAAGAUGACACGGGCAAACUCAAACUCAAAGAAGAAACUCUUAGUUCUGUAAGCUCAAGUCCUAGUAAUAGCCCUGGUAACUCACGCGAUUAUUUCAUGUGAGGAGUAAGUGUUUAGUUUGAUUUUUCAAGUUUUAUUUGUUUAUUUUUUCAGAGACUGUACAUUUACGUGUUUUUACCAUUUUAGGUAGGUAAAAAUUGUUGGUGAUUAAUAGAGGAACUCGGCACAAAGCCUUAGCUCUUUUGGAACAUGCUGUCAGCACAAAAUUUAUCAGUUUUAAUCAUCAUUUAUCAAAAAAGUCAAACUUAUUGGUAUCUGAAACAUAUGUCACAAUUGUGAAAUUAUACUUAAAAAUCAACUACCAAUAGGUGUAGCAACAUAAUAAUGAUAUUUUGUUUUUCAUAAGAAGCGUGUCUGUCUCAUCUCUUUUUAUACGUGUUAGUAUUAAUUAUUCUGGAUCUCUGUAGUCUAAUGAUAAUAUUUGUAAAAAAAUUAAGACAUGUACUAUUUUUGUAUCUAUUGUUUAAAUGCCUGCUUCCAGGUAGAAACUUGUUAAGGUGGAAAGUGUGUUCAAAAUUUUAAGUUAAUCCCCUGUAAGUCCAAAUCAAAUUUUAAAUUAUUGCUGUAAAUUCUUGUCAAAAUCUAUAUUUUUUGUGAGAAUUUUUCUCACAACUGUAUUAUAUCUAAAUUUUAGUGAAAUAUUUGGCUGAGUACCAUUAUUGUAAAUUAAAAGUUAUUUUCUGAAUAUA
Messenger RNA from Bemisia tabaci, 4416 nucleotides. The record is from RefSeq and is a predicted model, not a curated record. Lineage: Eukaryota; Metazoa; Arthropoda; Insecta; Hemiptera; Aleyrodidae.